CGAAAUUUUGCAGUCGGGCCUCUUGAAGAGGACUGUGGGGGAGGGUCACGUGACGUGUGUACACACUGUAGAGUUCAGCACCACUCGAUUCGUAGUAAGAUCAUCAGCGUCCUCCCCUUUCCAGAACAAGCUUUGACGGACCAGAGACGAAUAUACCAUAUGCAACUGUGUUUUCGCCACAUAUCGGCACCUUGAUCGAACGCAUUUUUACUUUAUUCAUUUCACACGAGAUCCUGGUAGUCUAGCUACCGAUUUGGGAGCUUUUGUCAAAGUAUAGGAGGAGAAAUGUCAAUGGAAAUACAGCAGAACCCGAUGCCUCCGUAGAGCUGUCUCAGUGCCAAGAACUGGUCCUCUGGUGAGUAGCUGAUUCCGAAAGAAGGAUCGGACACCUUUGGAAAUCUAGAAAUGUGGAGCUGCAUGGUUUACAAUGAGACGGACGACAGCGUGGACCUCCGGCUCUGCCAGGACUUUGGACUCAUUCUGUCCGUCUUCUCUCUGGUGUACCUCAUCGUCUGCUUUCCAGUGGGGCUUUGCUACAAUGCCCUGCUGGUGGUGGUCAACCUUUCCAACAAGGUCACCAUGACCAUGCCUGACGUCUACUUUGUGAACAUAGCUAUUGCUGGCCUGGUGCUCAACUUGGUGGCUCCAGUAGAGCUGCUGGGGCCCAGUUUUACACGCUGGCCCAUGUGGGAGUACAACAACGAGCUCUACAUUACCCUUCUCAUUCUCUUCAACAUCUCCUCUCUGGUCAUCAUGUACUCCACGACCUUGCUCAGUCUGGACUAUUACAUUGAGUGGGCUCUCCCGCGCACCUACAUGUCCAGCGUCUACAACACCAAGCACGUCUGUGGCUUCAUCUGGGGCGGUGCCAUUCUCACCAGCUUCUCUUCUCUGCUCUUCUACGUAUGUAACCACGUCUCCACUAAGAUCAUCGAGUGUUCCAAGAUGCAGAACAAAGAGGCGGCUGAUGCCAUCAUGAUGUUCAUUGGGUACGUGGUGCCAGCGGUGGCUGUGCUUUACGCCUUCGUGCUGAUCCUCCGUAUCAGGAAGGAGUCCACCCCUUUGGACCAGGACCCUGGGAGGCUCGAUCCAUCCAUCCACAGGUUGCUGCUGGCCUCUGUGUGCAUGCAGUUUCUUCUAUGGACUCCAUACUACAUGACCUUACUUGUGCACACAAUAGCUGGAGCUCCUGGAACCCAUUCCAACAAGCAGCACCUCACCACAUACUUCUUCCUGAGAUGUUUAUCCGAGCUGCUCGCCUUCUGCAGUAGCUUCGCCAUUCCCCUCAUGUACAGGCAAAUGAACAAGAACUUUUCCCAUAAACUCCAGCGGCUUCUAAAGAGGCUGCACUGCGGGGACCAAUCGUGUCCUCACGAACGCUCAACAGUACAGCAGGUGGUCACAUGAGGGCUCGUGUCCAGUCAGACCUGCUUCUCCCUCACCGGCACUUACUCCGAAUUCACAGAAGUAGAGCCAGCACAUGAACCUGGAUAUAUAUUGCGUGCUGAAAGGAAGUAUUUUGCUCACCACAAGGAGUGGUAUGUGUCUCUGUGAAAGUGUGGAACCUCCGUAACACUUAACGACUUAACUUUAUUUGUCCAUCUCUGUGGUGAAUGGGCGACCAAGAAGAAACCACUAAGUGCUGUUUUUGUGUAAGCUAUGUCUAUUCUUUGGGUUCUUGGGCCUGGGGAAAAUCUCAACCCUUCUGAUGGUCUUUUCGGUGGAGGGGGGAAAUGUCGAACGUUUGUAAUCUGUUACAGGAUAUGUGGCAUAGCCUUCUAAUGUGAUGCUUUUAGACCAACCUAUUCCCGUUUAGCUCAAGGCUACAUUUCGCACCAGGCUCUCUGUGUUGUGAUCCACAACAGCAUAAGCUCUUCAGUCUGGAUUGAGUUUUCUGGUCACACUUUUCAUAAAAACCUCUGGUAGAUGCUAGUAAACGCAAUAUAAUUACCUCAAUUUCACACACCAACGGGCAUUACAUUGGAACGGUCUAACCAACUUUU
This is a messenger RNA of Sinocyclocheilus rhinocerous, 2003 nucleotides long. Its product is annotated as probable G-protein coupled receptor 146. The transcript has 2 exons. The coding region runs from base 406 to 1407 and encodes 333 amino acids. The record is from RefSeq and is a predicted model, not a curated record. Gene Ontology annotation, molecular function: G protein-coupled receptor activity. Gene Ontology annotation, biological process: G protein-coupled receptor signaling pathway. Gene Ontology annotation, cellular component: membrane. Lineage: Eukaryota; Metazoa; Chordata; Actinopteri; Cypriniformes; Cyprinidae.